Cornus florida is the source of this 2155-nucleotide messenger RNA. RefSeq lists its product as uncharacterized. The record is from RefSeq and is a predicted model, not a curated record. The coding region runs from base 1 to 1956 and encodes 651 amino acids. NCBI's taxonomy places the organism in Eukaryota, Viridiplantae, Streptophyta, Magnoliopsida, Cornales, Cornaceae. Gene Ontology annotation, cellular component: nucleus; DNA replication factor C complex. The transcript is spliced from 9 exons. Gene Ontology annotation, biological process: DNA repair; DNA-templated DNA replication. Gene Ontology annotation, molecular function: DNA clamp loader activity; DNA binding.
AUGCCGAGUCCAGCAAUCCCGCGUUCUUCCUCGGAUCCCAACAUCUCAUUAACUAUUCACUCUCACUCUCAAUCCUGCCACAUCCCUACUUCUAACCGCUCUUCAUGCUCAACCAAGUCAUUGAAGAAUGGUUGGUCGAAGAAGAUUGGUAACUUGAUAACAGGAAAGAAUGGUUCUCCGGCCGAGUACUCAGACUUGACCGAAGAGAGUCUUGAGGAAUUUAAUAGGAGGAAUGAAGUUCUCAAUGACAGGAGGGACUCUGUGUAUAGUCCAUACUACAAAGGGCUCACUGACUCGUCCCUUGUUCUCGGUCGACAGAGAGUUUCUGUGUCCAGUCCCGGGAGAGAGAGCUUUGUGGCCACUUCUGUUACUACCAGCUCAAAAUCGAGUUUCAUCGUCAAGAUGCAAUCUUGCUUUAGCAUUUUCGGUAAGGAUCAGACCCCUCAGGUUGUCCAUGCUGCUUCAUCAUUUUCGUCGUCAUCAACAAGAGUGGAAGCUAAAACGACAACAAAGGAUUUGGGGUUGGAGAGGAAAGACUUAAUUUUUGCAGAAAGCAAUAUUGCUUUAUUGGAGAGUCGGAUGCCACUGAGGGAGAGAGUAUCACCACCACCACCUUCACCGCCACCAGAAUUAUAUGUACCACCACCAAUAAAAUUGCCAUCCCCACCAUCGUUACCACCACUAGAAUCAUCAGUGCCAUCACCGCCACCACCAAUAAUAGUUCCAUCCCCACCACCACGAAUGAAACUUCCAUCCCCACCACCGACACCACCAAUAGAACCAUCGGUACCAUCACCGCCACCACCAAUAAAAGUGCCAUCCCCACCACCAUCACCACCACCAGAAUCAUCGGUACCACCACCACCACCACCAGAAGCAACACCACCAGAAUCAUCGGUACCACCACCACCAGAAGCAGCACACACAUCACCUGGGAAAAGAGUCUUACAUAAUGAGAAGGAUGCCAAAAAGAUGGAGAAUGAGAGUGUGUUCCUUUGGGCAGACAAGUAUCGGCCUGAGUCACUCGAGGAUUUUAUCUGCAAUCGGGAUAAAGCAAUUGAGCUGCAAGCUAUGGCGAAAGACUAUAACUGUGGUCAUUUCAUAUUCCAAGGACAUCCAGGGGUGGGAAAGAGAACUAUGAUUUGGGCUUUGCUUCGCGAAGCUUUUGGACCAGACAGAGUAAAGGCAAGAGAAGAAUAUAAAGAAUUUGACUUGAAGGGGGAAGGUAUAGGCAGUAUCCAAGUACAUGUAAUGGAGUCCCCACAACAUGUAGAAGUAAAUCUCUCGGACCUUAAAGGGUAUGAGAAGCAUGUCCUUAUUGAACUUAUCAAAGAAUCAAAUAGCAGGUUAUCCAACAAACCUUUGAAGUCCGGCCGAAGGGACUGUCGAGCAAUCAUUCUAUAUGAGGCAGACAAGCUUUCUACAGAUUCCCUGUUGUAUAUCAAGUGGCUAUUAGAAAGGUAUAGAGGGAAUAAUAAGGUGUUCUUUUGUUGCGCUGACGUCUCAAAGCUUCAGCCGAUUAAGGGGCUUUGCACCGUUGUUCAUCUCCUUCCGCCUUCUAGUGAAGAGAUUGUUCAAGUUCUGGAGUUCAUAGCAAAACAAGAAGGCAUAGAAUUACCGCGUCAAUUGGCUGAAAAGUUCUCUAACAACUCCAAGAAUAACCUACGCCAAGCCAUUCGUUCAUUUGAGGCUACCUGGCAAUCUAAUUCAUCCUUCAAGGAGGAUCAAGAAAUCCUGACUGGGUGGGAAGACGAUAUUGCCAACAUUGCCAGAAAUAUAGUUGAAGAGCAGACCCCAAAACAGCUAUAUAUCAUCCGCGGAAAGCUUCAAAAUCUUAUAGAGCACAAUGUGUCUCCAGACUACAUUAUCAAAACCCUGGCCGAAGAAUUAAAGAAGCAAAUGGAUGAACAAUUUGAAACACAAAUCAAUUGUCUAUCCGAGGAAUACCAUGUAUGAACCCUGAUGUAUCAACUUGCAUUUCCUUAUUUCAAUAGUUUAGCAUAUUCUUCAAUCAAGUGCAAAUGGCAGCAUAACAGCCAUCCUUUCUUUUCUUUUUCUUUUUUUUUUUACCAGAGGGAUGAUGACAACGAGAAGCGUUUUGGCUCUGCACAUAGUCGACAAGAGGAAAUGGACAAAAGAGAUGAUAACCCAAGGA